AUGCCUCCAGGCUCGUCGGGGUACCGCGACGGCGCUAACAAGCCCGAGUCCUCCCGUCCUUGCCGCCACACCGCGCCGCUGUGGAUCUGCGCCAGGUGCCCGUCUUCCAACCCCGGCAAUGUCGACGCCUGCGCCGCAUGCCAGACCGCGCGCCCCGUGGAGAUAGACGCGGACUCACCAGGGAUACCCCCGCCCCGGCGGUCAGAGAGGAUGAAGAGGGAGCGCGCGGCGUCACCGGACGUCGUGGAGGUGUGCGCCGACGAUGGCGAUGCCGCCCACGGAGGGGAUAAUAGGGCUGCUGCUGCCAAUAGAGAUAAGAAGACCUUUAAAAUCAUGACAUACAAUGUCUGGUUCCGAGAGGAUAUAGAAGUACGCAGAAGGAUGGAUGCUCUUGGAGGUCUUAUUCAGUACCACAGUCCAGACCUUAUAUGCUUCCAGGAGGUUACACCAUACAUAUAUCAACUUCUGCAAAGUUCUAACUGGUGGCAAGAUUACAAAUGCUCGUUGUCUUCUGAGGAGUCAAUGCGGAGACAUUAUUACUGCAUGCAGCUGAGUAGAUUCCCUGUGAAAUUUAAUGGCAGUAUCCCAUUCUCUAACUCAACAAUGGCAAGGGAGCUAUGCAAAGUAGAUGUUGACACUGGACAGCAUAUCAACCUGAUGUUGGCCACAAGCCACCUAGAGAGCCCCUGCCCUGCACCUCCGGGGUGGGAUCAGAUGUACAGAAGGGAGAGAGUAUUGCAGGCAAAAGAAGCUCUGAAAAUGCUGGGAGCCUACAGCAACGUGAUCUUCUGCGGUGACAUGAACUGGGACGACAAGGGGGAUGGGCCAUUCCCUCUCCCGGACGGCUGGAUUGAUGCAUGGGUUGAGCUCAAGCCUGGUGAAAAUGGCUGGACCUACGACACAGAAGCCAAUGCCAUGCUGUCUGGCAACCGUAACCAGCAGAAGCGGUUGGACCGGUUCGUGUGCAAGUUGGUUGAUUUUAAGAUCAAUGACAUCGAGAUGAUUGGGCAGGAUAUGAUACCAGGUGCCUCGUAUCACAAGGAUAAGAUUGUAGGCAAAGAGUUUCGUAAGAUGGAUCUACCUGUCUUACCCAGUGACCACUUUGGACUUGUCUUGACUGUCAGUCAUCGGAAUUAAUUCCUGAUUGCAUCAUACAAUUGAGUGGAUGUUAUGUUUCUCCAGGUUCAGUUUACAGUCUGUUUGGAAUUCUAGAAAUUUAUCUAGAACAGUUUAAUUCCAACUGGAUUCAUGGGAUAUUCUCGCUUAUCCAAGCU
Molecule: messenger RNA, 1274 nt
Organism: Lolium rigidum
Lineage: Eukaryota; Viridiplantae; Streptophyta; Magnoliopsida; Poales; Poaceae
Exons: 4
Coding region: 1-1137 (378 amino acids)
Biological process (GO): double-strand break repair
Cellular component (GO): PML body; cytoplasm
Molecular function (GO): 5'-tyrosyl-DNA phosphodiesterase activity; single-stranded DNA binding
Source: RefSeq, a predicted model, not a curated record